UCGUUUUCGUACAGGUUCACAUUCUUUAUUGAUCUAUGAAAUUAUGGAAACUUUUUCGAUCAGAAUCACUAAUUAUAAGAUGCAUGAUCGUAUUGACUUUGAUAAAAUUAUAGAAAUUAAUAGUGGUUCAGAGGUGAUUUAUAAGUCUGAGUGUAAAUGUUGCAAAAUCACGAAAGCCCUUAAGCGUUUAAGGGAUGGUACACAAAAUCAAAUUUCAACAGCGAGGUAA
Molecule: messenger RNA, 229 nt
Organism: Dentiscutata erythropus
Lineage: Eukaryota; Fungi; Glomeromycota; Glomeromycetes; Diversisporales; Gigasporaceae
Source: the annotation of a GenBank genome assembly